AUGUCGGCCCCCUCGCAGAUCAGCAUCUUCCCGGCCACUUCGGCAAGCGCCACUCGCCUCGCCGAGCUCUUGCAGCAGCAGCACCCUGACAUCCGUCUCCGUCUUGCUGCUCGCUCCCCCGACAAGCUUCAAGCCAGUGGUGCCAAUGUCAUCGUUUCUCAGACUCCUCUGGAUAUCGCCAACGUCGCCUCGAUCAAGGACGCCCUCGAAGGUAGCCAGGCGGCUUACAUCUUGAAUCCUCCCUUUUAUGGCGAGAAGGACCCUUUCGCUCUCUCCCAGAUUUGGGUAGACUCGAUUACUGCAGCUGCUAAUGCCAGCUCUACGCUUAGCAAGAUCGUCUACCUUUCCUCGGUAGGAGCUGAAAAGACCAGCGGUACCGGUCCCAUCCGCAACACACAUAUCGCAGAGCAAGGCUUCCUUGCCAAGCUUCGAGAUGGGAUCGAGCUCUAUGCGCUUCGUCCUCCUUACUUCCUUUCGAACCUCAAGACCGUCCUUCCUCUUGCGGUCAACCCGCCUCACAUUCUUCCAUCCAUGCUGAUUCCGUUUGACAAGGCGUACCAGUUUAUCGAUGCCCACACCAUCGCUGCCACCGCGCUCAAGUAUCUUCUCGCCUCUCACUCUUCCUCUCAGGAGAUCGUAAACAAGGGCCACAUUGCAGCCGUGCAGAUCGUCACACCCAGGAAGACCAUCCCUGAGAUCGCUCAGUACGUCUCCGAGAUCACCGGUACCCAGGUCAACCCAGUUCCCGUUCCACAGGAAGAGUGGUUCAACACGUUCAAAAAGGCGGGCAUGUUCGACGAACAGGCCAACCUCUUCGUCGAAAUGUCCACCGGUCAGUUUACUGGCUAUAUCGACACGAUCCGUGACGAGGCUGCUAUCGCGCAGGAAAAGGAGCGUGGAGUUGUGCUCAUCACCGAACACGCCGACGUCGACUACAAGGCUGCUCUCAAGCUUAUCAUUGACAGCCUCGCCCAAAGCGCUAAUUGA
Molecule: messenger RNA, 987 nt
Organism: Sporisorium graminicola
Lineage: Eukaryota; Fungi; Basidiomycota; Ustilaginomycetes; Ustilaginales; Ustilaginaceae
Exons: 1
Coding region: 1-987 (328 amino acids)
Source: RefSeq, a predicted model, not a curated record